This is a messenger RNA of Knipowitschia caucasica, 282 nucleotides long. Lineage: Eukaryota; Metazoa; Chordata; Actinopteri; Gobiiformes; Gobiidae. The record is from the annotation of a GenBank genome assembly.
AUGGUCCUACGUCACGGUCGCCUCCACCAAUCACUGCGCACCCUGUGGAGUGAGCGGAGAUGUCCUGCCUCGGUCCUCCGGCGGUCGAGCUGCUGUUUCCCGCAACAAAGAAGCAGAACCACCGCUGUCACAUUUGUCACCACGCCGGGAAUAUAUCUUGCUGUCAUCUGCGGCCUGACAAAGCGUCCAUCCCUGUGUCUGUCUCUGAACCCGGCGUUACAAAAAGUGUGCUUCGCGGACGAGUUUCUGCGGGUUGGCAGCAGCUGGCAUCUGACGUCAUGA